CUGAGGAUGAGAUUGAGUCGGUGACUGCGCGACUGUCGGAUGAGUUCAAUGCGACACCAGUCUUCAUGGACGACAAAUUGGCGGAUCGUCACUACAAUGGCUUCUCCAACUCUAUUCUUUGGCCACUGCUGCACUACCACCCCGGUGAAAUCGUGUUCGACGAAGCGGCGUGGGAUGCCUAUCGUGAGGCGAACCGGCUCUUCGCUCGGACCAUCGCGCGCGAGGCUCGCGACGGGGACUUGGUUUGGGUCCACGACUACCACCUCAUGCUCCUACCGGAAUAUCUCCGCGAGGAGCUUCACGAGUUGGGCAAGAAGAACAUCCGAAUCGGAUUCUUCCUGCAUACCCCCUUCCCCAGUAGCGAGAUUUACCGCAUCCUGCCCGUGCGGAGUCAACUCUUGCGCGGCGUGCUGCAGUGUGAUUUGAUCGGAUUCCACACCUACGACUAUGCGCGUCAUUUCUUGAGCUGUUGCUCGCAUAUCUUGGGAUUGGUCACCACUCCGAGCAGCGUGGAAUUCAAGGACAGGUCGGUCGCCGUCGGCGCAUUCCCCAUUGGCAUUGAUCCCGACAAAUUCACCGAGGGUCUCAAGAGUCCCAAGGUGCAGAACCGGAUCGCCAGCUUGGAAAGCAAGUUUGAGGGUACCAAGCUGAUGGUCAGUGUCGACCGCCUGGACUAUAUCAAAGGUAUCCCCCAGAAGCUGCAUGCUUUGGAGGUCUUCCUGUCCCAGCACCCGGAAUGGGUGGGCAAGGUCGUUCUGGUGCAGGUUGCCGUCCCGAGUCGUCAGGAUGUCGAAGAAUAUCAGAAUCUGCGCGCGGUGGUUAACGAGCUAGUGGGAAGAAUCAACGGCAAAUUCGGAACGGUGGAUUACAUGCCCAUCCACUUCAUGCACAAGUCGGUGAGCUUCGACGAACUCAUCGCGCUGUACGCCGCCUCGGACGCGUGUGUGGUGUCGUCGACCCGCGACGGAAUGAAUCUCGUUUCGUUCGAGUAUGUCGCGACCCAGCAGAAGCGCAAGGGCGUGUUGAUUCUCUCCGAGUUCGCGGGUGCCGCGCAGAGUCUGAACGGCAGUAUUGUCGUCAACCCGUGGAACACGGAGGAGCUGGCCAACGCAUACCACGAAGCGGUCUCGAUGACCGACGAUCUGCGUGCGCAGAAGUUUGAGAAGCUCUACAAGUACAUUACCAAGUACACGAGGUAAGCUUACGUGGCCCCCUCCCUCCUUUUCUUCAAACAAUGAGACGAUCUUCCCGCCCUGUCUUCUUCUCCUACUCCCUUGCCUUCCCGCGCCACGCAUGGAGGAAACCCAGACCAGAUUACUAAUCGUGGUUUCACACUGAUGUAGUGCAUUCUGGGGCAAGUCUUUCGUCGCCGAAUUGUCCAAGUGCUCGACUGCAAAUCCGGAUGCUUCUUGAUGAACGAUCUCCUGUCUAUUGGCCUAUCUUCCCUUUUUCUUUUUCUUUGUCUUCUUCGGUCAACCCU
Molecule: messenger RNA, 1480 nt
Organism: Aspergillus uvarum CBS 121591
Lineage: Eukaryota; Fungi; Ascomycota; Eurotiomycetes; Eurotiales; Aspergillaceae
Product: glycosyltransferase family 20 protein
Exons: 4
Coding region: 66-1199 (377 amino acids)
Biological process (GO): cellular response to heat; trehalose biosynthetic process
Cellular component (GO): alpha,alpha-trehalose-phosphate synthase complex (UDP-forming); cytosol
Molecular function (GO): catalytic activity
Source: RefSeq, a predicted model, not a curated record